Moneuplotes crassus is the source of this 1536-nucleotide messenger RNA. The record is from the annotation of a GenBank genome assembly. Lineage: Eukaryota; Ciliophora; Spirotrichea; Euplotida; Euplotidae.
AAAAUAUGGAGAACUUCAUGAUCGAGCGAAAAAAUAGACUCAUGAAAACAAAUCUUAUUGCUAAAUCAUUGAAGAGACGAACUAAGACUACAAGUCAAGUUCUGAAAAAGAAGAACCAUCAUUUGUCUAAAGUAACUGAUAAAACUAUGCCAAGAAUAAAAAUUAAUAAUGAUUUUGGAGUAAGUGGGCAAAAUUGAGUGAUCAAUGACACUCCAUUUGACCAUAUGACUAAGCAAAAUUUUAAACAAACUAUCAGAGAAAUGGGAGCUAUAAACUUUGUCAACUCCAGACUCAACACUUUCCACAGAAGUGGGAGGAGGACCCAUUCAAAAGUUUGGGGAGAUAGAAAGAAUCUGAACUCCUUAUUUCGAGAAGCUAUUUCACAGACUAGACAGAAGAGCGAGAGUAAAUAAUCGGAAUUUCAGUAUGUCACGAAGGCACAAUUUCAAACAUCAGGAAGGAUGUCCCCGAUUAAAUGGAAAUACUGACUACCAAAAUGACCAGCAGAGUUUAAGAGUCAUGUACAAUAGCAGCGCCAAGGAUUCUGUCUGUACAUGAGAGCCUCCAGGGAUGCAUAAUAUGGACUAUGAGUUUGAUAUCUCUGAUAACACACUCCCUCUUAUCUCUAAAAUAUACGAUUUUAAUCCAGAUUUCCCCUCAUACGAAAAAUGCUUGCUAGACAUAGAGACGUAUAAAUAAGAUUAUUGGCAAAAUAAAAGAAGUUCAGCAGAGAGAUCCUCAGAAGUACUCUAUAAACGAGCCAGGGUUUGAUAGUCGGUAUGGCUCAGAUUUUUCAAAAUUCAACAGACUGCACACCUCAAAGAAUAUGAACACUGCGCAUUUUAUUAAUGAUAUUUUCAACUAUGAUCGGUUUAGAGAGAUGAAUUCUCCUGAUGAGAAGUCCCAGUUUAGCUCCAAGGCAAUGAGCCUUAACCAGACUCAAAACAUGAAAGGGUAUGGAGAUAAUGAUUACUCUAAUAAUCAGGAAGAUGUCUCAUUAGUAAAAACCUCUGAAUAUGUCUGAGACAAUGAGAAAGUCAUCAAUGAUGCUCUUUUCCCAAGGAAGAUACUUCGAGCUCUCAAGAAGAAGGAGUUUGGAUUCUCACAAGAAUUUGAUGAGUCACCUUCAAAGAAAUCUCCAGAAAACCAGGAGCAGGACCUGACUUGCCAUAAGUUAAAAGCUUAUGAAGAUGCUUUGGCUAUGUUGAGAUCUAUUCGUGCAAUCCCAGACCCAGGAACUGCUUGAAUUAAACUAGAGAGAAAAGAUUCGAAUUCUCCUGAGAAGAAAGCUCCAAAACUACAAAAAUUACAGAAGCUCCACAAAUCUAAGAAGAAAAUGAAGCCAUCUAAAUCACCAAGAUCUCCAGAUUCUCCGCCUACUCAUCAACCUGAAGGUCAUUCCCCUCCUCUAAUAAACGAAGACCUUCGAUCAUUACAAGAGCAAGAAUCAGCAGUCAUCAAGGAAAACAUAACCGGCUAUCCAAUGACUCAAAUACCAGACAGCAUCAUAAAAUUUCAAUAAAAAUUCCUCCCAAA